This is a messenger RNA of Psammomys obesus (fat sand rat), 579 nucleotides long. It is a transcript of the gene Spata3, whose product is annotated as spermatogenesis associated 3. Bases 1 to 579 code for a protein of 192 amino acids. The record is from RefSeq and is a predicted model, not a curated record. The transcript is spliced from 3 exons. Lineage: Eukaryota; Metazoa; Chordata; Mammalia; Rodentia; Muridae.
AUGAAGAAGGUAAAAAAGAAAAAGGCUGAGUCCAGGCGCCGGAGGGAUUCUAUCUCACGGCAGGCUAGCUCCGACUCUUCACAGCAGCCCAGCUCAGAAACACCGCUGUCAUGUCCAGAGCCGAUCCCGCCACCACUGCAGCCACAGCCUUGCCAGUUCAGCCUGCCUCCGCAAGUUAACCCCGAGCCUACCUCACAACAGCCGACACAGGUUUUCCCAGCUUCAGAAAUCCAUGCUCCAUCUCCGUUUUUGCUAUCUUCAAUGGCUGAAUCCAAAGACACUCCUCCAUGCAGGAAAGAAGUGCCUCUGACCUAUGUGGCUCCACCCUCCUGCUCCUGUUCAGCCUGCCCUGGCAGCUCUACUUGCUGGCGACGUUUGGGGCUGUGCCACAGCCGCAUCUUCGAUGUCCUUCUGCCUCGAGACUGCCCAGCUAUGCCAGGGAGAGACUCUUCAAACCUUCUCACCUUCUACAGAAAACCUUCAAGGAAAUACUACACUCCCCGUAACCUACGUUCUUCAAGCUCUCGGAACUAUUGCUGUGGUUCUGGGGGCCCUGGGAGCUGCCUACUUCAUCACUGA